AUGUAUCGUGGAAUCAAUCAUACAACCCAAACAUAUCAGAAUUUGCCAUCUCCUCAAGUUGGAAUAAAUUGUAAGAAUUGCAAUAAAAUAAAAUGCUUAGAUGAUUAUGGAUAUUGCAGUUCUUGUUCUAACAUGCUGGGCAUUGAUUCAAUUUUUAAUACUGUUCCUAUUCCAUUAGCUCAUUCAUUAAACAAUAAUAAUAUCAAUCUUAGUUCACAACAAAUUCUUUCAAAUGACCUAAAACGUUCAUUUACACAAUUGGAAAAUCAAAAUUCGACCAAUACAAAGAAAUCUAAAAAGAGAAGUAAGAUUCCUAACAAUUAUCGUGAAGUACUCGAUGAGUUUUACCGAUCAAAGGGAAUAAUGAAUUUUGAAGAUUAUGAAAGAAUAACUAUAUCAACUAUACCAGGACCCAAACAAGGAUCAUUCAAAAACCACUUGCAUAUUAAUAACGUAAAAUAUCCUACGUUAAAUACAACCCAAGGUUUGAAAGUAACAGAUUCGAUUCCACAACAUAAUAGAAAUGCAAAAGUUUUAUCCAGGAAGCAAAUUCCACAACGACAAGCAUCAUUAAACACUACUGCUAAUUUUGAAAAUAGCAACCACUUGCAAUCUCAUCCUAAUCAUAAUCAUAAUAAUUCGCCUAUUCCAGAAACUGAAAAAUCUGUAAGUGAGUUUUUGAAUCAAUUUGAUAAAGGUUUGGGAUAUUUUAAAAAAGGAGAGCACACUCAUAAUUGGGAAGAUGUAAUUCAUGCAACGAAUAGAUUGAGAUAUGAGUUAACAGAAGGUGUCUAUUCAAGAGAUUGA
Molecule: messenger RNA, 807 nt
Organism: Candida tropicalis MYA-3404
Lineage: Eukaryota; Fungi; Ascomycota; Pichiomycetes; Serinales; Debaryomycetaceae
Exons: 1
Coding region: 1-807 (268 amino acids)
Source: RefSeq, a predicted model, not a curated record